ACAAGGGUUAGACGUCUCUAUGAUCCAAACUGUUGAUGUGACGCCGCACACAGUGAAUGCCCCACACAAACAAAAGAAGUUCCAAGAUUGGAAAUUCUUGAAACAUGCCCAUAUCACCCAAUCCUUGCCAAUGAAAUGUGUAGAUACAACGAUACCCAUAGAUGCAUCGAUACACUCUAGAUUACACACGCCAACUUCUCAUGUGUUUGGGAUAUAUGAGGCAUACAUAUAGGUAGGCCUAACCAUGCAAAUGACCCAACACAAUGAUUAAUCUGGUCCUCUCAUCAGGCAGGCCACCAACACAUGAAAACAAUGGAUAGUUUUGGGAAAAAAAUGCCAAUUGUACACACUCAAUGUAUGCAUGUGGCAUGCCUUCUAGGUAGACCAUCCUAACUUACUCGCAAGAUCAUCUAAGAGUUUAGCACAUCUUAUGCAACCCCCAGAUGUGCCACGCACAUGGCAAUUGGCGUAUGCACAAUUUGUAGAGAUGCCUUGGGGUUAACAAGCAAAAUAACCUAGAAGAUAUGAAACCUAGAUUAAGAAACCCCUGUGAGUUUGAUAUAUGCUUAAGACUUUAGCUAUUGAUGAUUAACAAAGAGAAAGAACAUGACUAAACUCUCUUCCUUUUUGCAGAGCUUGCAUAUACGAUGAGUGUGACUGAAAGAUGCGACGUAUAUAGCUUGGGUGUCAUGGUACUUGAAGUGAUGAUGGAAAGGCAUCCUGGGGAGCUCAUCUCCUCUUUGUCAUCAUCACCAUCACCUCUACAAAGAUCACACACAUCCACAAUUUAUGCGGAGUGGCAGAGAGAGGGACUAGUUUGGGGUUAGUGGCCCUAUACGAAACACAUCAACCAUUCAAACCCCAAACAGCGUUACAACAUCCACCUUCAGAGAAGCAGUGGCUCUAAUGAAAUGGAAAGAUAGCCUCCUGCAAUCACAAGCUCUCCAUUCAUGGUUGCUUCCUUCCACUGAUGCUAGAACCAUAACAAUCUCUCCAUGCAAAUGGAUUGGGAUCUCAUGCAACGGUCUCGGAAGUGUAACAGAGAUAAGCUUACCUAAUGCGGGCUUGCAAGGUAAGCUAGAUAACUUGAGCUUCCCCUCAUUUCCAAACCUCCUCCAUCUUAAUCUCAGUGGCAACUUCCUCACUGGAACCAUCCCAGCUCAUAUCAGCUCUCUUUCAAAACUUGCUUCCCUUGAUCUCUCCAUGAAUUAUAUUUCUGGCAUUUUACCUCUUUCACUAGCUAACCUCUCUCACAUUACUGUGAUUGACAUCUCAUCUAAUGAAAUAAGAGGCGAACUAGCUCCAAGUUUCUUCACUAACUGGACCAAACUCAUCUCCCUUCAGUUCCCGAUCAAUCGACUCACUGGGAAAAUUCCAUCUCAAAUCAGCCUGUGUAAACAUCUCCAGAUCCUCUACCUCUUUGGCAAUCAAAUUUCUGGUUCAAUCCCCACACAAUUAGGGAAUCUGAAGAAUUUGGUUGAGUUGGCAUUGUACAAUAACAAUCUGACAGGUCCAAUCCCUCCUGCUUUAGGUAAUUUGAGAAACCUUACACUUUUGUACCUCUACAACAAUCAAAUUUCUGGUUCAAUUCCUGCACAAUUAGGAAAUCUCAAGAAUUUGGUUGGGUUGAUGUUGUACAAUAACAAUCUGACAGGUCCAAUCCCUCCUGCUUUAGGUAAUUUGAGAAACCUUACACUUUUGUACCUCUACAGCAAUCAAAUUUCUGGUUCAAUUCCUGCACAAUUAGGAAAUCUCAAGAAUUUGGUUAGGUUGGAGUUGUCACAUAACAAUCUAACAGGUCCAAUCCCUCCUUCUUUAGGUAAUUUGAGAAACCUUACACUUUUGUACCUCUACAGCAAUCAAAUUUCUGGUUCAAUUCCUGCACAAUUAGGAAAUCUCAAGAAUUUGGUUGACUUGGAGUUGUCACAUAACAAUCUGACAGGUCCAAUCCCUCCUGCUUUAGGUAAUUUGAGAAACCUUACACUUUUGUACCUCUACAGCAAUCAAAUUUCUGGUUCAAUUCCUGCACAAUUAGGAAAUCUCAAGAAUUUGGUAGAGUUGUUGUUGUGGAAUAAUAGUCUGACAGGUCCAAUCCCUCCUGCUUUAGGUAAUUUGAGAAACCUUACACUUUUGUACCUCUUCAGCAAUCAAAUUUCUGGUUCAAUUCCACCAGAAGUUGGGAAUUUAAUGAAUCUGAACAAUCUUGAUCUGUCAGACAACCUUCUAACAGGUUCUAUUCCUUCCACUUUAGGGAACUUGACAAAGCUGAUGAUCCUCUCCCUCCAGAUAAAUCAAAUUUCUGGUUCAAUUCCUCCAGAAAUUGGGAAUUUAAUGAAUCUCAAUGUGCUGAAGAUGUCCAUAAACCUUCUAACAGGUUCUACCCUUCCACUUUAG
Molecule: messenger RNA, 2394 nt
Organism: Magnolia sinica
Lineage: Eukaryota; Viridiplantae; Streptophyta; Magnoliopsida; Magnoliales; Magnoliaceae
Product: probable leucine-rich repeat receptor-like protein kinase At1g35710
Exons: 2
Coding region: 907-2394 (495 amino acids)
Molecular function (GO): protein binding
Source: RefSeq, a predicted model, not a curated record